Nilaparvata lugens (brown planthopper) is the source of this 3400-nucleotide messenger RNA. Its product is annotated as inositol hexakisphosphate and diphosphoinositol-pentakisphosphate kinase. Gene Ontology annotation, molecular function: inositol hexakisphosphate kinase activity; diphosphoinositol pentakisphosphate kinase activity; 5-diphosphoinositol pentakisphosphate 1-kinase activity. Gene Ontology annotation, cellular component: cytosol. The transcript is spliced from 20 exons. Bases 365 to 3385 code for a protein of 1006 amino acids. NCBI's taxonomy places the organism in Eukaryota, Metazoa, Arthropoda, Insecta, Hemiptera, Delphacidae. Gene Ontology annotation, biological process: inositol metabolic process; inositol phosphate biosynthetic process. The record is from RefSeq and is a predicted model, not a curated record.
GAUUUUAUAGUAUUGUAUUGUAUAGGCUGCUUGCUGUUUAAUUAUCUAAUCUUUCCAAUUUUAAGUGCCUUCUUCUUUUGCCUUUAGAUAGAUGUAUACGUAAUUCGACUUUGAAAAUAAGUCCUUUAGUAUCAUUAUAAUUAAUUAUUGUGUUGUGUUCUAGUUAGCUCUGUUAUAUUUUAAUGUUGAUAAAUUAGGUCGAGGCUGAAAAUUCAUUGUUACUGCAUAAGGGUUUAAUUCUAUUACUUUAGUGUAAAUUAUUCGAAUAAUAUAGCAUUUUGUAAUUUAUUCAAGUUUGUAAUAAUUUUAAGUGAAGGUACAUGAAAAAUAUCAUUGUGAUGAUUCCUUCACCAAUGUUUCGGAAAUGUCUUAUACUGAGCUAGAGCAUGGUUACCAAGGACUUAGAAAGGCAAGGCCAGCGUUUUAUUUUGGAGAUGAAGGCACAGUGAGGUUUUUUAAGGGAAGAGGCAACCUGACAGAAGUGGGUGACGAUGAUAGUUAUGGAGAAGAUGGCAAGCAAGUUGUGGUUGGGGUUUGUGCGAUGGCGAAAAAGUCGCAAUCCAAACCGAUGAAAGAAAUUCUAACUCGCCUUCAAGAAUUCGAGUAUAUCAAGAUGAUAGUCUUCGCAGAGGAAGAUAUCCUCAAGAAGGCAGUCGAGGAAUGGCCUACUUGUGAUUGUCUGAUCUCAUUCCACAGCAAAGGAUUUCCAUUAGAUAAGGCCAUUCAAUAUGCUACAUUGAGGAAACCGUUCAUCAUCAACAACUUGCAUAUGCAGUAUGACAUUCAGGAUAGGAGAAAGGUAUACUCAAUUCUUGAAAGCGAAGGUAUUGAAAUUCCUAGGUAUGCGGUUCUUGACAGAGACUCUCCUGACCCGAAACAUCAUGAACUCAUAGAGUCCGAAGAUCACGUUGAAGUAAAUGGAAUUGUUUUCAACAAACCGUUUGUAGAGAAACCAGUGUCAGCUGAAGACCACAAUAUCUAUAUUUAUUAUCCUACAUCGGCUGGGGGAGGGAGUCAGAGACUGUUCAGAAAGAUUGGAAGCAGGAGUAGCGUUUAUUCGCCGGAGUCCAGAGUGAGAAAGACUGGAUCUUUCAUCUACGAGGAUUUUAUGCCCACUGAUGGAACCGAUGUUAAGGUUUAUACUGUGGGACCCGACUAUGCUCAUGCCGAAGCUAGAAAAUCACCAGCUUUGGACGGCAAAGUAGAGAGAGACAGUGAGGGAAAAGAAGUGAGAUAUCCAGUCAUUCUUAGCAACGCCGAGAAACUGAUAUCGCGUAAAGUGUGCCUUGCUUUCAAACAGACUGUUUGUGGCUUCGACCUGCUGAGGGCAAACGGGAAAUCGUUUGUAUGUGAUGUGAACGGCUUCAGUUUCGUGAAAAAUUCCAAUAAAUACUACGACGAUUGUGCCAAGAUCCUAGGAAAUAUGAUUUUGCGGGAGCUCGCGCCAACACUGCAUAUACCUUGGUCUGUUCCUUUCCAGUUAGAUGAUCCCCCUAUUGUGCCUACAACAUUUGGAAAAAUGAUGGAAUUGCGUUGUGUAGUAGCAGUGAUUAGGCAUGGUGACAGAACCCCCAAGCAGAAAAUGAAAGUCGAAGUGCGUCAUCCAAAGUUUUUUGAAAUAUUCGAAAAAUAUGGUGGACGUGCAGAUGGCCAUGUUAAACUAAAGAGACCGAAACAGCUUCAAGAAAUUCUGGACAUAGCUCGUUCUCUGUUGAACGAAAUUGAACAUCGAGCUGCUGACCCAGAAAUUGAAGAAAAACAGGGAAAACUGGAGCAGCUAAAAAGUGUUCUUGAGAUGUAUGGACACUUCUCAGGAAUCAACCGUAAAGUUCAGAUGAAGUACCAACCAAAAGGACGGCCUCGUGGGUCUAGUAGUGACGAUGGUAAAGAUAAUAUUUGUUGUGAUUCAGACACACCGAAGGAGCCCUCCCUGGUGUUGAUCUUGAAAUGGGGAGGAGAGCUGACGCCGGCCGGACGAAUCCAAGCCGAGGAACUGGGCAAGAUUUUCCGGUGCAUGUAUCCAGGGGGACAAGGUAGACACGCUGGCGGUGAAUACGCGGGAAAGCAAGGCCUUGGACUGCUACGUUUGCAUUCGACAUUUCGACACGAUUUGAAGAUCUAUGCCUCGGACGAAGGAAGAGUCCAAAUGACGGCAGCUGCAUUCGCCAAAGGCCUGCUUGCUCUCGAGGGGGAACUCACGCCAAUCCUCGUUCAAAUGGUCAAGAGUGCCAACACUAAUGGUCUACUUGACAAUGACUGCGACGCUAGUAAACAUCAAAAUAUGGCAAAAGCACAGCUUCAUAAUUUGAUGCAGCAGAACCGAGAUUUCACAGCUGAAGAUAGAAGCUCGAUCAACCCUUGUAAUGCAAUCAGUAUAUCCAUGGCUAUGGAUUUUGUUAAGAAUCCAGUCAAGUGCUGUGAACGAGUACAAGAUCUCAUUCAAAAGUUAAUGAACAUAGUACGCACAAAAAAAGAUGAUCCAAAAACAAAAGAUGCUGUACUGUAUCACGGUGAAACUUGGGAACUAAUGGGACGAAGAUGGGGAAAAAUAGAAAAAGACUUCUGCACUAAAAAUAAGACUUACGACAUAUCUAAGAUUCCCGAUAUUUACGACUGCAUCAAAUAUGAUUUGCAACAUAACCAACAUACUCUCCAGUUUGAUCAGGCUGAAGAGCUGUACAUCAAUGCAAAACAUUUGGCAGACAUUGUCAUUCCUCAGGAGUACGGACUAACUGUUCAAGAGAAAUUGACCAUUAGUCAGGGAAUCUGCACACCUCUUUUGAAAAAGAUCAGAGCUGAUCUCCAAAGAAACAUUGAGGAGACAGGAGAAGAAACAGUUAAUCGUUUGAAUCCAAGGUACUCUCAUGGUGUGUCGAGCCCUGGUCGUCAUGUCAGAACCAGACUUUAUUUCACUAGCGAAAGUCACGUUCACUCUCUAUUAACUGUGCUACGUUAUGGUGGACUCAUUGAUAAUAUGAAAGAUGAACAAUGGCGUAGAGCUAUGGAAUACGUCAGUAUGGUUUCUGAGUUGAACUAUAUGUCACAAAUUGUUGUGAUGCUGUAUGAAGAUCCUACCAAGGAUCCGUCUUCUGAUGAAAGGUUCCAUGUGGAACUUCACUUCAGUCCUGGAGUGAAUUGCUGUGUGCAGAAAAAUCUGCCACCUGGUCCUGGAUUCCGUCCACACAGUCGCAAUGAGCAAUCACAAUCCCAAUCAACAUCACAGUCUGUCACGGGAUCAGAUGUGGAGGACAGCAGUACCCCUCAGACCCCCGCACGCUGUGAUUCACCUGGAACAGAAGGAAGUUCUUCAUCAGUUGAAAAGAAACCCGUUACGAUUUCGACCAGGCCAAAAAUAAAAACGUCUGCUCCAAUUCCUAUAAAGUGAGUCUUAUAUAAUUGA